CCCGAGUCCGCGGUGGGCCCCCUGCCCCGGCCCAGCUACUACCGACCGCGGCACUUCAAGGGCAGGCGCCCAGUGCCCUUCGCGGCCCGGCCCGUCACGGGCCUGGAGUACGAGCUGCUGCACCAGAAGCUGGAGGAAGCCACAGCGCCGCUGUCCCGCCUGCUGCGCGACACCACGGGCUACUCGUACCACAACUGCAGCACGCGCUGCCUCGUCUACACGGACGUGGCGCCGCGUGGUCUGGCGCCCGGCGAGCGCCGGUCCUGGGUCAUGCUGCAGCGCCUGGUGGAGGGCUACUUCCUGCACCCCGUGGGCGUGGAGCUGCUGCUCGACCACCGCAGCCUGGACCCGCGGCGCUGGGCCGUGCAGCAGGUGUGGUUCCAGGGCCGGUACUUCCCCAGCGUGGAGGCGCUGGCGCAGAGCUAUGCGGCCGGCAGCCUGCAGGCCGAGCGCCUGCCCGAGCCGGAUGCACACGAGCUGUACUCCAGCUACGUGCCACGCGGGCGCUUCGGCACCGACACGCCCACCGACGUGCACGGGGCCAAGGUGUGCGAGCCCCAGGGCCGGCGCUACCGCGUGCAGGGCAACCAGGUGGAGUACGGGGGCUGGGCGCUGGCCUUCCGGCUCCGCUCGUCCUCCGGGCUGCAGCUGUUCGACCUGCGCUUCGACGGGGCGCGCGUGGCCUACGAGCUGAGCGUGCAGGAGGCGCUGGCUUUCUACGGUGGCAGCACUCCCUCGGCCAUGCAGACCAAGUUCCUGGACGCCGGCUGGGCCAUGGGUACCCUGGCGCACGAGCUGGCACCCGGCGUGGACUGCCCCGAGUCCGCCACCUUCAUAGACGCGGUGCACCUGUACGACACGGCGGGGCCGGUGCGGUUCCGGCGGGCGCUGUGCGUCUUCGAGCUGCCCACGGGCGUGCCCCUGCGGCGCCACUUCAACAGCGACUUCCAGGGCAGCUUCCGCUUCUACGGGGGGCUGGAGGGCACUGCCCUGGUGCUGCGCACCACCGCCACCGUCUACAACUAUGACUACAUCUGGGACGUGCUGCUGUACCCCAACGGCGUCCUCGAGGCCAAGGUCCACGCCACCGGCUACAUCCACGCCACCUUCUACACCCCUGAGGGGCUGAGCUAUGGCAGCCGUGUCCAGCGCCACGUCCUGGGCAACAUGCACACCCACCUCGUGCACUACAAGGUGGACCUGGAUGUCGCAGGCACCGCCAACAACUUUGAGACGCUGGAGCUUCAGCUGGAGAACAUCUCCCUUCCCUGGAGCCCGGGCGAGCGGCUGGUGCAGCCACGCCUGCAGCGCCGCCCGCGCCGCACGGAGCGCCAGGCUGCCUUCCCGCUGCGCCAGCCCCUGCCCCGCUACCUGCUCUUCUCCAGCUCCGGCAGGCGCAACCGUUGGGGCCACCGGCGCAGCUACCGCAUCCAGCCCAGCUCCCACGCCGGCCCUGUGCUGCCCCGUGGCUGGAAGGAGGAGAAGGGCUUCGCUUGGGGCAGGUACCACCUGGCGGUGACACGACACCACGAGAACGAGGGGCGGAGCAGCAGCAUCUACACCCAGCACGACCCCUGGGAUCCGCUCGUCGACUUCGAGGCCUUCAUCCGCGAUGACGAGAGCAUCGAGAACCAGGACCUGGUGGCCUGGGUGACGGUGGGGUUCCUGCACAUCCCGCACUCCGAGGACGUGCCCAACACAGCCACGCCGGGCAACGCCGUGGGCUUCUUCCUGCGCCCCUUCAACUUCUUCGACGAGGACCCGUCGAUGGCAUCGCGCAGCCCCAUCAUUGUGCGCCCGCUCGACCCUGACGCCACCCGCCUGCAGGUGCAGCGCUGGACGCCCGCCAGCCCCGGGCCCUGCGUGGCGCCGGAGCCCUUCCACUACAACGGCACCUACCGGGAGGAGUGAGCUGCGCCGCGCCGCGGCUGUGGGGAUCGGGCCCUGCCCUCCACCCUGGCUGGGUAGAGGAGCUGGGCCGGGCUGGCGCCCCUCUGCUCUCAGCAGCACGUCCCGGGCACGUUUCCCUGCGGAGCUCCCUGCCGCAGGGUCUCCGCUCAGCUCGGUUGCCUGCAACAGGAGCCUUAGUCCUUAGGGCCCUGGACCUAUAGAAGGGGACCAAACCCCCAGCCGGGGGCGCGGAUAGGGGUUGGGGAGGAGGCCGGGCUGGGGCAGGGGGCAUGGGAGGUCACAGGCGUCUCUAGUAAAGUUCGCUGCAGCCCCA
Messenger RNA from Alligator sinensis (Chinese alligator), 2224 nucleotides. It is a transcript of the gene AOC1, whose product is annotated as amine oxidase, copper containing 1. Lineage: Eukaryota; Metazoa; Chordata; Crocodylia; Alligatoridae. The annotation marks the transcript as partial. Gene Ontology annotation, molecular function: primary methylamine oxidase activity; diamine oxidase activity; copper ion binding. Gene Ontology annotation, biological process: response to antibiotic; amine metabolic process. The record is from RefSeq and is a predicted model, not a curated record. Gene Ontology annotation, cellular component: plasma membrane. The transcript has 4 exons.